ACCAUUAAGUGCCUUAAAUCUUUUAUUAAUUUAAUUCAUCUCACCAAGCAUUAGCUUAGCUAAACUUAGAACCGCUUAAAUGUUGUCAUCGGCUUGGCGCAGCGUGGCUACCAAUAUUGAAACCCAAUUGACUGCCGCCUAUUUCCGAGUUCAGAAACUGCGUAAAGUUGGUUUUAGAGGCAUGCAUAGCACAGUGGAGGACGUUAAGCUGGAGAGCAUGCAGGUGAAAAUCCUGCCGGCUCUGCAGGACAACUACAUGUACUUGAUUGUGGACAACAAGACGCGCGAGGCAGCUGUGGUGGAUCCUGUGGAU
Messenger RNA from Drosophila subobscura, 313 nucleotides. RefSeq names its product hydroxyacylglutathione hydrolase, mitochondrial (gene tzn). The transcript is spliced from 2 exons. The annotation marks the transcript as partial. Lineage: Eukaryota; Metazoa; Arthropoda; Insecta; Diptera; Drosophilidae. Gene Ontology annotation, molecular function: hydroxyacylglutathione hydrolase activity. The record is from RefSeq and is a predicted model, not a curated record.